Messenger RNA from Cotesia congregata, 7691 nucleotides. The record is from the annotation of a GenBank genome assembly. Lineage: Eukaryota; Metazoa; Arthropoda; Insecta; Hymenoptera; Braconidae.
AUGUCUCAUCCACAAAGUGCGCAAGGAAACGAUAAUUUACCGCAAGGUGAUUGCGAUGUUUGUUGUUCAAAUGAAAUUAACACUCAUCAAGUGCAUCAAGCACAAAAUCCUGUAAAUACAAAUAUGCCAGUAAUCCCAACGAUGGUGCCGAACCAAGUUAUGCAGUAUCCAGUAGCACAGCAAGCUCCAAACAUACCGCCACCGGUUCAAGGUCAACCACUUGCUCUGUACACAGCUUAUCCUACAAUAAUGUUGCAGCCAAAUUAUGGAUAUCAACAUCCGAGUCAUUAUUUAGCUUAUUAUCCACAGAAUAAUUCAGUUAAUGCGGUGCCCAAUGUCCCCCAAUCACCCCAUUAUAAUCAACCAGACGUCAGUAGAGAAACUCCUACGCCAGAAUCCGAGCCAAUCACGCCGGAAUCAUCUCCACCAGUUAAGCAUACACAGCCAAAGUCACCGCGUGUCAAUCCGAAGAGUCCACCGGAAAAUUAUCAAUUAAGCCCACAACCUCAGUCUCAGUAUACAUGCGCACCAAGUAAUGCUCAAACGACUGUUACUCAGAGUAGAAUCCAGCCUAAUUCUAGUCAUCAACAAAGUGUUCCAAAAAGUAAUCAGCAUUCAGUUUCUACUUGCGAUCAAUCUUGUAAUCAAUCCUACAACCAAUACUAUGAAAGUUAUCAACAUAAUCAACAUUAUGCACAGCCCAUAGCUGUUAAUCCUCAAUAUCAAGCCCCCCCUGUUAAUAUUCAUAAUCAAAUCCCACAAAAUUACCCCCAACAAGUCGCUUCUAAUGUUCCGUACAAUCAAAAUGCCCAAUGGAUUAACCAACAGGGUAAUUAUGCUGCCAGCCUGCAGCAACAUUAUCCACAAGUUAAUUAUGAACAACCUAUCAGUGCUCAACAUCAAAAUUACCCCAUGAGUGAUCAAGUUUACAAUAGACAUAAUCAAGCAUACGGAAUGGCAGCGAAUACUCACGGGCGGAGUUUUGCAGGUCAUCAGCGAUUGCCUGAAGCAUAUCCACAACAUACUGCCCCCAAUUAUCAACAUGAUUUAACAGCAUACAGCCGAGAGUCUAGUCAUGCACGUAAUCAACAGUACAGUUUACUAGCACACGUUAAUCAUCAACAUCCUGGUUAUAGAAGCGCUCAACACAUGGUACCAGAAAGUAACCAAACUGUAAAUGUGUAUCACCAAAAACCAGCUCCAGCUAAUAGUUGUGAUCAAAGUGCUUUAAUAUCUAGUCAACAAUAUGUUUCAGCAACUCACACUCAACAGACUGUUAUGGCAACAUCACCUCAAGUUAUUUCACAUACUAAUCAGCAAAUUUAUACUGCUAAUUCUCAGCAAAAUAUUCCACACAAUUAUUAUCAAGGAGCUGCACCGAAUAUUCCAGCUCAGCAGAUUCCACCUCAAUACAGAUCAACUGGUCAAGAUCAACUUCCACAGGACAGUAGAAAACCUAUUUCUUCUCCACAAAGUUCUGUGAAUAUAAAUCAGAAUCUUCCUGCACCUAACUAUCCUCAACAAGCAAACUAUCAACUUGUUCCUAUCCCUGUACAAGAAAUUCAAAGAACCAAUCAACAACCCAGUUCCAGUAUUCCUGAAAGCAACUAUCAAGCUCCAAUAAAUCAGAGAAAUCAAUACCAAACCACCAGACAGUACCAUCACAACCAAAACAGGCGAAACGAGGGUUAUUCCAAGCCGACAAAUAAUUCUAACCAGAGAACAUUUUCAGGGCAAAGUUAUAGUAGUGAUAAACCACCAGCGCUGAUGAGCUCGACACCUCAAACUACAAUAUUAAAGCAUUCUGGAGCACCUGAAGCAGAAUUAAACCCUGUAAACGUUCAGGGUAAAUCACAUGUGACGUUUCAAGAUAAUACUAGGCCGGAGAACAUUCAUUCACAUAAUGCUAGUGCGCCGUAUGCUGUUUUGAGAUCUUUUCAUCGAAAUAUGGUGAGAAUGCCACAGUAUCCGCAACCUCCACCAAGACCAUCUAGACCUUCUAACCCACAAUAUCAAUCUUAUCCAAGAUGUCCUCAUGCGCAGAACUUACCGUCUUAUAAUUCAGGGCUUAGAGAGUCGAUUCAUUCUGGGAACACUGGGACUAUUCGCAAACAAUCUGGUAAUUUGAAUGCCCCUGUUGGAUUAACUAACAAGCCUGUAUCAUCAACAACACAUCAGGAUGCUCCGAGAACUAUUUUAGGACGGCCUGAGCAAGGUUCGGAUCAGGAAAUUAAAAAGAUACGGCACUCUUUAUCACCAAAUUUUACAUACGAUUCAGAAGUUCAAACAAGUUUAGAAAGCACUGCUAUAAAUCCGCCAGAAAAAUUAGCACAACAACAACAACAACAACAACAACAACAACAACAACAACAAAGCUCUAAUUUAAAACCUCGGUCGGAUUCGUCAGAAACUUCUGUAGCAGCUAGCUCUGGGCCGCCUAAAAAGGACUCGACUCUCAUCACUCAACCCAGUGAAAAAGAUAAAUCUUUACCAGAACCGGUAGUUGAAAAAACUAAUGAACGUUCGGUGAAUAUUGUUCCAGAUGCACCUCAAACUGCAAAAUCUUCAACAUCAGUUGCAAUUAAUCAGCAAGAAAUUAAACAGAACCAACCUGAAAAAAGAUCAUCUUCAAGUGCUCUUGAUACUGCCGGCUCAGUAAAAGUUACUUCAAGUGGUUCUACUACUAAAAAUGAAUCUAAAGAGACUAAAAGAGAUUCUUCAAGUAGUUCUACUUCUAAAGAGAUUAAAAAAGAUACACAAAUAAGUGUAAAGUCUAAAGAUUUAUCGGUAGAGUCUCAAAAAUCCGAAAGUCAAUCUAAAUUGAGCUAUUCAUCGAUUCUUGCGGCAAGUGGUAGUAAACCUACACCAACCCCAGCGCAGAAUGAUUUAACAACGUAUAAAAAAGUUGAGAACAAGGAUACUGGUACAAUUCCAAAGACGUUUAAGCCUGUAGACAGUCAAAGUAACUUUAAUAGACAGCAACAAACUCCGAGGAACGCGGAGGAUAAGCUUAAAAAGUCUAAAAGUAAGAGUAAAAAGAAGAACAGAUAUAGAUAUUCAGAGUAUGAACCGUAUGAUAGCUAUACAUCAAAUGAUUAUAUUACGGAGAGACGUGAAAAUUAUGUAGAAACGCCGACGGAAUCAAUACAAGAGUUGAAUGAGAAAUCACUUUCAUCAUUAUCAAAUACUUCAACAAAAUCUCAGCCUGUAUCUUCGAACAAACUUCAAGAACCAGUUGUGGAAUCAAAACAGUUUAUGUUGGAUAAAAAAUCGCCAUCAUCACCAAAUAUGUCUAAAGAAACUCGACCAGUUUCUUCGAGUGGAGUUCAAAAACAAACUGUGGAAUUAAAACAGGUAGAUUCAGAUAAAAAAUCAUCAAUAUCACCAAAUAAUUUGAAAGAAACUCGACCAGUAUCUGUGACUGGGCUUCAAAAAGGAACUGUGGAAUUAAAACAAGUAGAGCCAGAUGAAAAAUCAUCAGCAAGUACGUCGAAAGAAACUCGACCAGUUUCUUCGAGUGGAGUUCAAAAACAAACUGUGGAAUUAAAACAGGUAGAUUCAGAUAAAAAAUCAUCAAUAUCACCAAAUAAUUUGAAAGAAACACGACCAGUAUCUGUGACUGGGCUUCAAAAAGAAACUGUGGAAUUAAAACAAGUAGAGCCAGAUGAAAAAUCAUCAGCAAGUACGUCGAAAGAAACUGGACCAGUAUCUUCAACCGAAAUUAAAGACCAAGCUGAAGAAUUAAAAACUUCGAAGGUGAAUAAACCAUCAAUACCAUCAGAUACUCUUGAAAAAAUUAGAGUAGUGCCUUUGAGUGAUCUUCAAGACCAACAACCUAAGACAUCAAAGCAGUCUAAAGUAGAUAAAAAAUCAGCGAGUGGUUCAAAAAAAAAUCGAGCUGGGCCUUCGAGAGAAUCUCAAGAACAAUCUGUGGUCUCAAUAGUUCAGGAGUUGGAUCAAAAACCAUCAACGUCAUCUAAUACUUCAAAAAAAAGUCAAGUGUUAUCUGCGGCUGAAAUUAAAAAACAAAUUGCGCUGUCGGAAGCAGAACAGUUAGCGUUAAAUCUAGAGCCAGUAUCAUUAUUCAAAGACUUAGACAAAAAGGAAAAACACCCACAUCAAAAAGAAAUAGAAGCGGGCGAAAAAAAAUUACGUGAGUUGAAGACAAACUUACAGAGGGAACGUGAAUACUCAUCAUCACCACCAUCAUCGAAUGCAGCAACUCAACUGAUACCUUCGAGCGAACUUCAAGAACAAGCUUCGGAAGAUCCGGAAAAAGAAGAAAAAAGGAAAAUUUUAGAAGAAUUUCUAGAAGAUCCUUUAAACGAUAAGGAUGCAAUUUUUCCUCAGGAUCAUCAAAUAUUCCAAGUACUGGUGGAUCAAAAUAGAGAAAUAGUAAUUGAUAAAGUGUAUGAUGUAUAUACAAAAAACGGGAUGAGUAAAUUUAGAGCUGAAGUCGAUGAAAAGUCACAAAUGAGUGACCCACAGCUCAUAAGAUCUUUCUUCUUGCAAAAAUUUACAUUUCUAAGUCCAAGUCAAAUUGACAAUCUUGACACCGUUAAAGAAUCAGCAGAAAUAGUUUCAGAAGUUGUAAUCACUCCUAAAAUUACAGCUGAUAAAAGCGAAUCAGAUGUAAAAUAUUAUAGCAAAGAUUUAACUAUCACAGGUAAAAUUGUUUUAGACGAUCCAGGUUUCAAAAUUUGUACUGAAGAGUCUACAGUUGAUGAGACUGAAAAAAUUUCACAGCUUGUAUUUCAAAAAAAUGAAAAAAAUUUAAUUGAUCACUUGGAAUGUAAUCCUGAAGCUCCGAUUCAUAUUAUACCAGAGUAUAAUAUUGAGAAGAAUACUGAGAUUAAGCUUGAGAUAGAAAAAAGUGAAGUGAAACCACCAGAAGAAACACUUUUAUCAAAUCUGUGCUCAAUUAAAAUAAUACAAUACGGUCGUGAGUUUCUUAUAAGCCUUAGAAAUUCUCCUUACAGUAAAAUCCGGCCAGAAAAUUUACCGGACAUGGAAGUUAUCAAUCAUAAAUUAAACUACGAAACAAAUUAUAGUACUCCAUUAAAUUUACGGGCUUUUCCAGAGCCAUCAUUUAAAGUUCCUGAAUACUUUAAUCCCUUUCCUUUUAGGUCAUUUUCUUCAAAAACGAUUUUACCUUCAAGAAAUAAUACUCAAGAAAUAAAAUCAAAGCCCUUUGAACCACUAUUGAUACAACUCACAUUGUCACAGCCUGAAGAUGUAAAGUUACGUCAAAUAAAAAAUGCAUGGAAGCCGUCUGUUAAGAAAAAUAAUUCAUCAGAAGAAGACCGAGGAAAUGCAAAAUCGGUUUAUAAAAAAGUCCGUAGCGUAUUGAACAAGCUAACACCUGAGAAUUUUACUAAACUUGUGGGACAAAUAAAAGAUUUAGAAAUAGAAAACGAGGAGGCAUUAGAAAAAAUUAUCGACUUGGUAUUUAAUAAGGCUAUCGCUGAACCAAAUUUUGCCGUAGGCUACGCUUCAAUGUGUAACGAACUUAGUCAUUUAAAAAUUCGUAAUUCAAAUACAGAUGAUAAAAAAAAUUUAAGGCAAUUUCUUAUUAAUCGGUGUCAAGCUGAAUUUGAAAAAGCUGCUUCUGAUGAAGCUAUUAAACAACAAAAAUUAGAAGAAAUAAAACGCUGUAGAGAUUCUGAAGAGAAGAAAAAAUUACAAGUAAGUCUUGAAGAGUACGAUUAUCAGAUAAGAAAAAGAUCAGUUGGGAUUAUUAAAUUUAUUGGGGAAUUAUUUAAAAACAAAAUGUUGACUCGAAAAAUAAUGCAGGCGUGUAUGAAUCAACUUUUGAGCACUCCUGAUGAAGAAAGAUUGGAAUGUUUGUGUAAAUUGUUGACGACUAUUGGAAAGUUAUUUGAGGAAAAAAAUAGUUUGGAAAUUUAUAUAAAACAGCUGAAAAAUUUAGCGAAACAGAACACGGAGUAUAAAAUCAGCUCGAGAAUUAAAUUUAUGAUUCAAGAUGUUGUUGAGUUGAGACUCAACAACUGGGUCUCUCGUCGCAAUGAUUCUAAUCCAACAACUAUGGAUCAAUUGCAGAGAGAUGUUGAACAGGAAGAGCGUAAAAAUUUCUAUCCUAAUACACCUCAAGAAUUGAAUCGUAGGAACGAUCGUACACCUUAUCAAAACCGUCAGCAAAAUGAUCGUGUCACUCCUCAAAGCACAAGGUACAAUGAAGACCUUUUUACCCCAAAAGAUACCUACAGUAGUAAGCAAAGAGGUUAUUUUAACAGUGGAAGACGGAAUAGUCGAGUUAGUUUAAGGCCUGAGAGUGAAAGGCAGAGUGAGUCUAAGUCAAAAAGUGGAAUUAAUUUAUCAAUAAAACCUCAACUGGAAGAUACUAAUGUUCUGGGGAAUAGAAACGCUUAUAUAUGGAACAAAACUCCGUCGAUGCACACGCCCACGGAGACUUACAACCCAUACAGUUUGUUGGACACGCCUAACUUGGCGGUGGACAGAGAUAGACUGUCUGUUAAUAUUACGGGGUCACGCUCGGCUGGUCCGAAAGAAUAUCGCAGCAAUUCUUCUUGGAGAGGAGGACGCUCUUCGUAUAAUAGUACUCAUCAAUCCACCAGUAGCGGCUCUUUGAAACGAGAAUCGUUGUCAAUAAAUACGAUUUCGCCUAGCAUACAAAGUACUAAAAAUUUAUUCCAGCCGGAGUUUAAGUCGCAAAGUAAUCUGCCGUUUGUAUCUUCGUCUAAAUCAAGCAGCAAUAGCAGUAAUGUCAGUGAUAAGCCUCAACAAACUGAAAGAGAAGAAGAGGUGAAAGAUUAUUCUAAGGUCUUUAAUGAUAUUUUGGACUGCUGCUAUAAUUCUACCGAUGCUGCAUUCAUUGAAGAAAUUGAAAAAGUGUUGAAGGAGUUGAAAACUUCUGCAUUUGCGAGCUUUCUUCAAGAAACAACAUUAAAAGUUUUUGAAGACUCCUGUUCAAAAGCUCUUACAAGAUAUUCAUUAAUGCUGUCUCAUAUGAUAAAGAUUAAAUUUAUUUCUUUCUUAUUGUUUCAAACUGAGUAUCAAAAAAUACUUGAGACAGUUGAUGAUAUGAUAUUGGAUAUUCCUCACUGUUUGACCCAUCUUUCACACCUUCUAUUAGAAAUGUUAAUAUCUGGCCUUCACCCGUUUGCUGAAUUAAAGCAAACGUUGUCUUCUCUGAAGAAUAAAGAACAAAGAAGAAAGAUUUUUGGGGAAUUGUUGUCGCUUUUGAGAAAUAGUCAAGGAUCCGAAUGGUUAGCGGAUCAAUGGAGUAAAAGCGAAUUACUGUGGACUGAUUUUCUUGAUCUCAACGGAGAACAGCUUGAUGAAUUUAUAAAUAUGUACAAGUUGGAUUGUCUUAAGGAUGUUUGUAAUAAUUCUGAAAGAAUUUCAUCGACAGAAUUGAGUUUUACGGAAAUUCAGAAUCAUUUAGUCGGGGUUUUAUCAAUAGAUGAUUUUGAUAAUGUUGUCUCUUGGAUAUCUGCAAAUGUCGGUGCGAGAUCCGAGAAGCCUCAAUUUGUGUAUUAGCUCGUAUCGUCAGUAUCUUAUGCACUGAAUCAAUCAUAGCAGAUGAGGCAUUUUUAGCGUGGCGAGAAAGUACAGAAGAAACCGAAGUUCAAGGUCGCGGAACUGUCAUAUCAGCCCUUCGGUCAUUUUUCGAUCAUCUUUCGUUAUUUCUAGAAAGCGAUAAAACUUGA